Molecule: messenger RNA, 1026 nt
Organism: Penicillium brevicompactum
Lineage: Eukaryota; Fungi; Ascomycota; Eurotiomycetes; Eurotiales; Aspergillaceae
Product: SMP-30/gluconolactonase/LRE family protein
Exons: 2
Coding region: 1-1026 (341 amino acids)
Source: RefSeq, a predicted model, not a curated record
AUGGCUUCCCUACACUCGGUUUGGGCACGCGCUAAUGCCUCUAUUCCGUCUGCUUUCGCUGUGUAUAACACCAGCUUCUUGGAUAUCAUCGGUCAAACCCCGAAACUAGACCUGCUUGUGGAAAACAAUGACUAUCCAUUCGCGCACGAAGCAAGCGUGUAUAUCCCGACGUCAGAUGAGCUCUUCAUGUCUAGCAACAUGUUUACCGAUCCCGUCACCAACGAGACCACCAUCAAAGUCUCAAAGGUCAAUCUGAGCAAGCACCCCCUCACAGCGGAGAUCGUGAACACUACCAUCCCAAUGCCAAACGGCGGCAUCAAUCGCGACAAUGGGAUUGUCUGGACUGCCCAGGGUGGUAUGAAUGAUACAGGUGGCCUCUUCCAGAUGUCCACUACAUCGCCAUACAACUCAACCCUCCUGCUGAGUACUUUCUACGGUCGCCAGUUCAAUUCUCUUAACGACGUUGCUGUUGCUCAAGAUGGCGCGAUCUGGUUCACCGACCCUGAGUACGGCUGGCACCAGGGCAUUCGCCCUAAGCCAAAGCUGCCUAACCAGGUCUAUCGCUUUGACCCUGCUACCAAGGAUGUGCGCGUCGUUGCUGAUGGCUUCGGGCGUCCAAAUGGGAUUGCUUUCUCGCCUGAUCAGAAGGUAGUCUACAUCACCGAUACGGCGGAGACCGUUGGUGAUGGCACUAAGGAUAACUCCUUGCCCGCUGCUAUCUAUGCCUUUGAUGUGACCGUUUCGCACGGUCAGCCCUUCUUGUCAAACCGUCGCUUCUUUGCCAUGCCCGGUGAGGGUAUCCCUGAUGGCAUCAAGGUUGACACCGAAGGCAAUGUGUAUGCCGGCUGUGGUGACGGCAUUAACGUCUGGUCGCCUGGCGGCGUUCUUCUCGGAAAGAUCCUUGUCAAGGACGGUGCUUCCAAUUUCUCGUUUGGAUUGAAUGGUCGCAUGUUCAUCCUCAAUGAGAACAAGCUCUACUCGGCCCAGUUGAACCGUCGGGUUCAAGGAACACUUGUGAGAUCCUGA